Molecule: messenger RNA, 1836 nt
Organism: Cutaneotrichosporon cavernicola
Lineage: Eukaryota; Fungi; Basidiomycota; Tremellomycetes; Trichosporonales; Trichosporonaceae
Exons: 9
Coding region: 1-1836 (611 amino acids)
Biological process (GO): double-strand break repair via nonhomologous end joining; interstrand cross-link repair
Molecular function (GO): 5'-3' DNA exonuclease activity; damaged DNA binding
Source: RefSeq, a predicted model, not a curated record
AUGGCAGGUCUAUAUAAUGGUCACCUCCUCGAGUUCCCUCGCAUAAGGGUGGACUCCUUCACCCCACAUCCCCCACCUCAUCGAUCGCCUUGGAUGCUUGCAGACCCACGAGGUCCUGAAAAUCCCAGCACUCGAGCUCCUAAUGCUCAAUACUACCUCCUAACUCACGCUCAUUCAGACCACCUCAUUGGCCUCACCAAUGACUUUACGGGCAAUAUUAUCUGUUCCCCCGACACCAAGCGCAUGCUUCUCCGUCUUGAAACAGAAAAGGACCGUGACCACCUCCACAAUGGAGUCCGUGAGGUUAAGAGGCGCAAGUACGAGAGUCUGGAAGCCCGCCAUAAAACUAUUGAGACAUUGCAACCAGGAGAAACCAAGGUCGUCUACAUUCCUGAUGCCGUUUCCAUUACCCUCCUCGACGCGAAUCACUGCCCAGGUUCAUCGAUGUUCCUCGUCCAGAACAGCACGAACGCCAUCCUGCAUACUGGUGAUGUGCGAGCGGACAUCACCUUCCGUAAGACAUUGCGCCGCACUCCCCAGCUCCAGGCGUUCUUUUCACCCUCCACGACCCCGUCUUCAUCAAGUACCCUUUCGGCUACCCGCCAUCUCGACCGCAUCUACCUCGACACAAGUACCUUCAUGGGCAGUGGAGACAUGCCCGAGAAGAAGGAGCCCGUUUUGGAAGCUCUCAUGACCCAGAUGAGCAUUUAUCCGGAGGAUACUGUUUUCUUCAUCAACGCCUGGUGCUUCGGAUGGGAGGAUAUUGUCAAGGAAGUCGCUCGCCACUUUAACCAACCGAUUCACGCCGAUCGGUACAAGAGGAGCAUUUACGGUGCUGUUGAGAGCGAUCCGUUCUUGCUUGGCUGUACGACCAACGACCCUACCAUUACUCGCUUCCACGUGUGUGACCGCUACAACCGCUGCCAAAUGGCGAAACAAAAGAAUGUUGUGCAAGUUGUCAUGGCCGAAGUCAAGUCGGCCUCGUGGCAGCUACGGCAUCAGCAGUUCCUCAACACGCUAAACAGCGCAGCACUCGGGGAAACCCCAUGGCCAAUGAUAAUUGAGGUUCCCUUUGCGCGCCACUCGCCUCUUCCGGAACUGCAGAAGCUCGUCAAGAUGUUCAAGCCUGCAGCUCUCUCACCCAACACACUCAUCCCUCACCACAACGGCAUGGACUUUAUGGUCUUCGCCGAUCUCCUCAAACCUGCAAUCAGCAACGACACGUACAUCAAGAUGAUCGCGGAGCGCGAUCAGUACUUCACAGCUUCGGCUCGCUUCGGUAGCGCGUGGCUUUCCUCCGCUCGAGCCGUCCUGUCGCAACUCUCCACUCUCCUCAAGACUGGUUCCCCCGACGUCAUGGCUCUUCCUCCGUAUCUUACGGAAGGCAUCGGGGAUCAACCGAGCGACAACCGCAACGUGUCAGGGCUGGAUCAGUUGCUGCGGGUUUCUGGGUCACGCAUGGAAGGAACCCAGGCUGCCCUCCCCUUCACCUUUCACGCUCCUCUCCCACUUAUCAAAGCUGUUCGUCAAGAUGCCGUCAAACAACCCACGAAGUUCAAGUCCGUCUCAGCAUUCGAGCACAUCCCCACCACCACCAAAAUCGUAGAGUCUAUGAUCCCCGGAUCCCCGGACGCUGCCUCCUUGACCUUGACACAGACACCGCACGAAACUAGCAAGCUGUCGCAGUCUGUCAAGUGGGAGCCGUUGCACACAACAACGCCAGGGCCUUCACAGGACCUGCCCAGUCACCGUUCACAGCGACUGAAGCGCGAGCGGCGGCAGACGAGCUACCGUGUGAAUAUUGCCCACCUCAGUGGCCUUGUGGGGUCUCAGUAG